This is a messenger RNA of Necator americanus (New World hookworm), 1023 nucleotides long. RefSeq lists its product as uncharacterized. The record is from RefSeq and is a predicted model, not a curated record. The transcript has 7 exons. Lineage: Eukaryota; Metazoa; Nematoda; Chromadorea; Rhabditida; Ancylostomatidae. Bases 1 to 1023 code for a protein of 340 amino acids.
AUGGAAUUCGUUGCUCUGGACUGUCUGGAAGGUGACAUUGUGAGCAGCAGUUCCAUCCAGUCCAACAAUGAAGGCGUCGAUUUCCCGCCAGAAGAUGUCAAAUUCACUCAUCCUCAUUCCACUAAAAAAGAAACUAAACGAUUCCUCCACAGCAGUUUACUUCCUCAUAGUCACGAGGAGAUGUCUGAUUUGACUGUUCGCGGUGAGAAGCGAUCAAUUCCAAGGUUGCCCAAGUUGUCUUUGAUUCUGGAUGAAGACGACACGCUCGGACUUACGUGCCCUUCUCGAAGCUGCAUAGCGCAUCAAAUUCCACGUGAUUGCUCAGCCAGAGAUCAAAACAAGAAGAAGCGACAUGAGACAGAUGAACGAAGCGCUGGACGAUCAAGCGAUGGGCUCAUAAUAUGUGAAGACAUUAGCCUAUCCACUACAAUUGAUGCACCACUAGGAAACGAAUUUUCCACUGCCAUCUCCUCACCAUGCGCCAUGGAAAGGAGGUACGAGGAGGGGAUAUCGCCGAAGCUGUUCACAGGGCAAGAUAUGAAAACAAGGAUGAGAACAGCGUGGGCAACUUUCGCUCCCGUCAGGGAAGCUACAGGCCAACUUGCGGACCAACAGCUCCGUUCCCAUCUGUUCUUCCAGUGCUUUGUUACAGUGGAGACGUGGGCAGACACGGAUGUCCGUGACGUGUCUAGGAAGAGAAUUGUUCCAAAUUCUCUUGGAGCUGCGAAUAUCUUCCCCAGAGGAACCGAGGGAGUCCCUCCUCAGCCGAAAAUCGACAUGGCAGGUCUGAAACGAAGAACGAAGGAUGCAGAACGAAAUUCUGCCAACGUCUGCCUAUUCACAAUGGAGUACAGACCAGGAAGAAGCUUUGCAGAUUCCUUCACAAAGUGCAUGCAGGACGCUGCAAUGCAAACACUCCCGGUUCGCAAGAAUUUUGCCUUUAGAACAGCGGAGACAAGAUCCAAGUACAAUUCUGUUCGUGUCGCCCGCAUCCGAAUGGAUCUCAAAAGCGAACGAGUUUGA